Messenger RNA from Gregarina niphandrodes, 1416 nucleotides. RefSeq lists its product as hypothetical. The record is from RefSeq and is a predicted model, not a curated record. Gene Ontology annotation, molecular function: tRNA (guanine(46)-N7)-methyltransferase activity; protein binding. The transcript has a single exon. Gene Ontology annotation, cellular component: tRNA methyltransferase complex; cytosol; nucleus. Bases 1 to 1416 code for a protein of 471 amino acids. NCBI's taxonomy places the organism in Eukaryota, Apicomplexa, Conoidasida, Eugregarinorida, Gregarinidae. Gene Ontology annotation, biological process: RNA (guanine-N7)-methylation.
AUGCCCGGACCUUCCGACCGCGCAGACAUCCCGCGGGUGGCCGCUCUGGAGUUAGCCGACGGUGGCUGCUUGGUCACGUGUGGCAAACGCUACUGCAUAAUCGCCGGCGGUGACUCAGCAGAAGUGCGCGUGCAAGGUGAGUUGGAACAUGCCGCCAUCAUGUACGCUGCGACCCAUGGAGACGAGUUCUGUCUCAUCACGAGCAUGAAGACACUGCAGCGCCGCGAACUCCAAGAUGGCAGCCUCUUCCGCGAGUACCUCCUCAACCUACAACUCGCCACCGUCGAGUACCUGGCUGCUGUGGAACACACGGCUGAGCAGUCUGCGGAGCAGAUUACUGUGGGACAAAGUGCGGCGGGGUACACGGCUGAGAGGACUGAGGCUGAGGCGGAGAUCUGUUUGGCGGACAAGUUCGGUGACGUGACUUUGACGACCUGGGCGGCCAUUGCUGAGAAGAGCACCAAGACCGCGCGCUCCAUCUACCGGCACCUGAAGAUGUUCCCUAACGACCUACCCUUCGCCCAGAAGUUCGAAUGGAUCGAGAAGUACCUGGCCGAGAACCAGGUCGCGGUCGCUGACAUCGACGAGGAGGCGACCCAGUCGGGGGAGACCCAAUCGGGUGAUGUUCAGUUGGGGGAGACGGCGGUCGAGGAGGCGGAUCCGGAGACGGACUUGAACAAGUUCGACAGUGGGAAGCCGUUGGAGGAGUUGCUGCGUCAGUAUGACGAGGAGAUGGGGCCGAGUUUGAUGGGACACUUGGCGAGUGUGACAUUCAUGCGGUUGGUUCGGUGGCGCGGGACGACAUUGUGUUUGACGGGCGACCGGGAUGAAAAGGUGCGUGUGAGCUGCGUGCCGGAGCUGUGGGAGGUGCAGGCGGUGCUAUGUGGGCAUUCGCAGUUUGUGGUGGAUGCCGUGCUGGUCAGCUGUACUGGUCGGCCCCAUAUAGUCUCGGUGGCGGGCGACCGAACCUUGCGGUGUUGGUCGCUGGUCGAUGAACGGCAGGUCGGCGCGGCCGUGCUCUUGCCUUCCAUGCCCGUCAGUCUCGUCGUCCCGGCUUGUGCGGAAGGCGAGGGCGUGAUUGUGUUCUGCAUUACGACGGGCGAAAAGACGCUGCAUCGGUUCCGUGUAGCGGAAGACGGACGGCUGAGCGCGUUGUCCGCCGAAGCACUGGCCACGGCGCCACUGGCCAUGUCCAAGACCGGCCGCUUCUGGGUCGGCGAGGACGGGCGUAUUUGGCGACGACGAGCCGCAAAUAUACAACGACGGCAGAGGUCACACACGACGGCAGAAGGCUGGGACCUCGUGGGGCACAUCGACCCCGCCUGUACCUGGCUCCACCUCUGGAAACACGACCGCGAGGAGGACGCAUUGAGCCAGGAAGAACGAAUCGCCAAACGGCUGCGUCACGCCACCUGA